UUUAUUCACAAAAAAUUAUUUUGAUAGUUUUUUAAGUAAUGUAAGCGUUUCUACGCAUGGUUGCUUAUUAUAAAGAAGGGGGAAGAUUUAAUACGGAUCUUCUUACGUGGAAAUAAUUGUUUAAACAUAAAAAGUAAUAUCAUCUUUUUUUCUAAAUCCACUUUUGGAGCUAUGAUGUGUUAUGCGACAUUUUUGAUAUAUUAUAAAAGAACAAUAUGCGACGUGCACGCUCGGUUAGCUUACACCGAGGUUACGCUCUACAAAACUUUCACCUCUCGACGCCAAUACCGUUUCUACCGUUGUUUUAUUGAACGCGUCACGAUAUCCAAUCAGAUGCUUCGACACUCGGUGUAUUUGCCAACUUUACCAUUGACCAACUUUCGUUUUCAGUCAUCGCAUCUGUGGGCGGGACCCGACCACUCUAAUAAAAGUAUUAAUAAUCGCCGGAGAAUUUUAUUAACAGCUUAAACAUUAAGGAAAGAGUAUCUGAGGAUAAACUAGCAAAAAUGGAGGAGAAGUUGAAGCAAAAUGACAGAAUUUAACGAAUUAAUUAUACGAGAGAAAAGGGAAAAUUGAAGAACGUUCCUUCUUGAUUUUAUGCAAAUAUUUUCCAAAAAUAACAUCGCCAUAUUUUACUGUUGUUUUUAGAUAACACAUUGCAACGUCAAUUGUAAAAGAAUGUCAGGAAACGUCCCAGAUAUUCCAAAUGUUGAUGUAUAUUUUGAGGAGCAUAUGAAUUCUCAACAGGACUCUCAGCAAAAGUCUUAUUAGGAAGUUAAUUUUUAACUUUUCUUUUUACUGUUUUUGGGCUGCAAUUUGAAAAAAUUGUAGAUCUAUAAAUUCCUAUUGGUGUCCGUCUGUUUGUCUUUCUUUAAUCUAGAGAACGGAAUUACAAAUGCUGUGCUGCAAUUUUUAAUUUCUUUCAUUUAAAAUGUAUGCUCUCCAUCUCAAAUUAGUAGUGGCUUGAUCUAUAUAUUAUACUUUCUCGUUAGCAAUGGAGUCAUGCAGUCAUCUAUUAGCUGCUUUCAAGGAAAGUUUUGAAUUGAAAUAACAUGAUUUCUGGUUCGAAGUUCUUAUGUAGACAUCAAACGUUCUUAUAUAGUUAAUCGGGGUCUCCUGUCCAUGCGGUUUCCAUAUCUGGUUUCGUUAUUCAUCUAUCUAACUCCAUUCUCGAGAUUAAGGAAAGACAGUCGGACGACAGUGAGAAUUUAUAAGUAUAUAAUUUUUUCAAAUUGCAGCCCAAUAAACUUGAGCACAGGUGUAAAUCAAUCUUUAUUUGAUUAUUUUUAGUGAUUAUUAUUUAAAAUAGUUUUAUCUCGGAUGAACGAAAAUUUGUAUUUUAAACAAUUAAUUACGUUUUCAAAUACACAAGAACCGACUGAGGUCUUUUUUAAUUAAAAAAGUUUUUAAGGUUAGCCUAUACUUAUACUUUUUAGAUUUUAAAAAUUCUUCUAUAAGCAUGUUAUAAUUCUAGAAAUCUGGAUUAUGUGUUACGUGUAGCUGUAAUUUUUAUUUUUAAACCAUUUGUAAAUUCACAUUUAUUUUAUUACUAUUAUUUUCUCAUUUCUCGAUAUGAAAUAAAUGUUUAUUAUAACGCAAAUAUCACAUAUAGCAUUUAAUUCUAAAAUAAGAUCUAAAUAACUGUUGUUAUAAUUCCAUUCUGCAUCGAAAUAUCCCCCUCUGUGUGGGUUCUGAGGCCUUUUGCAACAAGCUUAUGGGUUCACUAGGCCCACAAUGAGCUGCUGGCGAUGAAAGUCGGGGUCCCGGUAUAUUCGGAAGGACCAGUCCAAAAAUUUCCUAGGGUUUUCCGACCGCUCGGAAUUCGAUCCUGGAUCCUCCAGAGAGGAAAGUUGACGUCUUAACCGCACAUUAAAAUAUUUAUUGGUUUAAAACGAAGAGGAAGGAGCGCCUCUAGUGCGAGUUCCCAUUUUAUCAGUUUGACAGAUACUAGCUAAAAUGAAAGUUAAAUAUAAGUUACUUUCUUUUCCCAAUUAAAUGUCGUCAAGUUGUUUUCGGAAUGAUAAUUUAAUAUUUAAAGUUAUUUUAAUUGGAGAUUCGAAUGUAGGCAAAACAUGUUUAAUCGAGAGAAUAUGUCACGGAAAAAUUAUUGAAAAUCCCAAAAUUACGAUCGGUUUUGAUUUUUACUCGAAAACUGUCACACGCAAUGGAAAAACUAUUACAUUACAAUUAUGGGAUACAGCAGGAAUGGAACAAUUUCGUCAAGCUAUGCCACAACAUUAUUAUAGAAAUGCAAAAGCAGUAUUAUUUGUUUAUGACAUGACAGACAAAAAUUCUUUUGAUAAUAUUAAUAAGUGGAUUGAAGAAUGCAGGAAUUAUCAAGAAAAUGAUAGAGUUCAUUGGAUUUUAAUUGGGAAUAAAUCCGAUUGUGUUGACAAUAUUGUAAUUUCUACAGAAAUGGCAAAAAAUUAUGCAAAUAAACAAAAGAUGGAUUUAUAUGAAACUUCUGCAAAAAAUGAAAUUGAAUCAAAUACUAUAAAUACGCUUAUGCUUGACUUAGCAAAAAAAUUGGAUACUUCUGAACACAUUGUCGUCAAAAAUGUGCCACGUCCAAUUAUAAUUAAACGAAGAACUCAGGCUCAUACAUCUCUAAUCAGAGAUCAAAUUAUAUCUGAUUCUUUUUGUAGUAAUUGUUAAUGCAAUGAACUGUGAUAUUCGAAAGUUACAUUAACACAUAAUUCAUUUAAACUAACACAGUAUUACAUUUACAAUUAGGGAAACAGCAGGGAUGGAAAAAUUUUGUCAAUCUAUGCCAGCCACAAUAUUAUUGUAGAAAUGAAAAGCAGUAUUAUUUUUUUAUGACAUGACAGAGAAAUUCAUUUGUAGAAAGUACUUCUGAUGAUGGUGAAAAAUUACUGUAUUUUGGUAAAAUCAUUUUCUAUGAAUGCGUCUUUCCAAUGUGCCUUUAGCUCAAUUUUACAGUUAUAUUCAAUUUUUGAAUUAAUAUAUAAUAAAUAAAUGUGUAAAUAAAGUAAAUAAAUCAUGCCUGUUUAUUAUCACAUGCAUAAUAGUAAUAUAUAAGUUUUUGUUAAAAUUAUUUUAUCAAAUCUCUGUCAAAUCAUUAUUUGAUUAUUACUGAAUGAUUGAGUGAUACUCAGUAAUUCAAAAUCAUAAGUAAUUGAACUUCAAAUCCACUUUUGAGUUCAUUUUUGGCAUAUCAAUUUCAGAAAAGAAACAUUCUCAUUAAAUCUAUUCCAUGAAAUGAAAUUGUUUUGAUAUUCAUUCACUUUAACUCUCCUUGUGAAGUGAAUUGUUAUUAUUGUGAACACUUCUACAUUUUCAUAUAUUGGAAUUAAAACAACUAUUGUUCCAUUACAUAAUCAUUUAUAAUUAGUGAAAUAUAUUUAAAAUGUACUUUAACUUUCAAAUAAAUUUUUUGAUUUUGCCAAGUUAGAAAGAAAAUUACAUUAAUGAAACAAUAAAUAUGUAAGGUUGUAUAUUGUUAUUUUAUCUAGAGUUUUUUUGUGUAUUUUUCUGAGGUGGUUUUUAAGAGUUUAAUGACUUUGAAAUAUAUUUUCACUAACAGUUGUCACAAUAGUCAGAACUGUGGUGCUUUUCUCUUUAUGUGCUGUAUUGAUGCUUCCUCAACUUGGUGGAAGAUUUUGGAAUGUACCUCAUGUAUUUGCUGAGUGGUUCUCUAGUCCUAGAGUAAAGGUAUUUCACACAAUCUUGGGGCUGUGGUAAGAUCAAGUGGGGCUUUGUCACUGCAAUAAACCAAAAAUUACAUUGUUGCGCUUUUCCAUUAGUUGCUUGUUUUCCAAUCUAAUAUCCUUUCUGAAGGUGUUAAUUUAAGGGGUUAAAAAGACCUCCCGGAAGGCAUCCCCCUAUAGGCAGAUCGCCCAACCAAAGAAGAUUCUACUGUCGU
Centruroides sculpturatus (bark scorpion) is the source of this 3883-nucleotide messenger RNA. RefSeq names its product ras-related protein Rab-33B-like. NCBI's taxonomy places the organism in Eukaryota, Metazoa, Arthropoda, Arachnida, Scorpiones, Buthidae. The transcript has 3 exons. Gene Ontology annotation, molecular function: GTP binding; GTPase activity. The record is from RefSeq and is a predicted model, not a curated record. The coding region runs from base 1996 to 2655 and encodes 219 amino acids. Gene Ontology annotation, cellular component: Golgi apparatus; endosome.